Molecule: messenger RNA, 530 nt
Organism: Eurytemora carolleeae
Lineage: Eukaryota; Metazoa; Arthropoda; Copepoda; Calanoida; Temoridae
Product: condensin-2 complex subunit D3
Exons: 7
Coding region: 121-519 (132 amino acids)
Source: RefSeq, a predicted model, not a curated record
CCCGAUGAAAAUGUUCAUGUUACGACGAAAGGUUUAACUGUCAUCAGAGAUAAUUGUUUGAACCUGAUAAAACUGUUGUCUGAGCGUGUAUCUGGAGAACUAGGUGAGAGUCUGCUUAUCAUGGUUCAGCAAGUAGCAGCUAAAGUCCCGGAUAAAGCGGAUUACAGACGAGAGGCUGGCGGAUCUAUUAUGCUUCUUCUAUCCUUGUUCGAUGCAGCCAACUUCAGUGUUGCUUUACGUUGGUUCAUCCAAUACUCGAUGACUUCGAAGACGAGCUCGAGGAUUAUUUCUCUGGAGGUUUUGGGUCGAUUAGUGGAAGCACUGCAGGCGACAGGAUCUAGCGAUGAGCAUAAGAACAUAUUAACCGAAUAUUCAAGAUUAAUAUUUACCAGCAUAUAUAACAGAACCAAUGAUACUGCUCCUUCAGUAAAAACGCAAGCGCUAAAAGUGUUAGGGGAGAUGACAGCUAGUCAAAGUGCUGCAGUGAAAACACUACUGAUACAGGUUAACUCUAUAUAGCAAUUAAUGAA